AUGGGGUCCCUAUUUAAAUUGCGUGACCACUGGUAUAGCAAUUACCACGGUGAGGAGUUCAGUCACACCUCUGCGCUGGCUGUGGGGAAUGUUGACAACGACGCCGCCGGUGAAAAUGAAAUCAUCCUCGGCUCCUUCAGCGGCCUGCUGCGGGUGCUGCGGCCCACAAAGAAGGGCGCCGCCCAGCCGGAGGACACACUCUUUGAACGGGAGUUUGGUGAGCCGAUCUUGCAAGUGGCGUGUCGACCACUGGAGCCGGUGAUGGGAGGAGCGGCUCGCAAUUUACUGGCAAUUUUGUUUCCCAAGAGACUCGUGCUUGCCCGAGUGUUGCGUGAUAAAGAAACAAUGAAUGAGGAGGAAACUGUGGGUGGAGCUUUAGAUGUCUCUUAUCGACUUGGUAUGUAUCACGAGGCAAGACUAAAACACACUUCAUAUAAUUUUACCUACGGUACAUUUGGUCGUACAGGGCAUGAAAUGGUGUGUGUACAGUCUAUGAAUGGACAACUCACUAUAGUAGAUCAUAAUAUGAUUGUCCUUCACUGUUUUAUACCAAGUACACAAUUUUUAUUACCAGGAUGUUUAGCGUAUUCUCCUCAACGAGAUUAUUUUAUUACAAAUAAUUCUGCUAUGAAUCUUGUUUGCUAUACAUUUUCAAGUCUUACUAGUACUUCUGUGAAACAAGGGAUGCGAGAUAACGGAAAUGCUGAAAAUGAUGAAAGAGAAGGAGAAGGAGGAGAAGGAGAAGCGUUAAAGGAAAAAGUGGAUGAUAUUUCACCAAUAUGGACUUUUUCUUUAGGAGAAGAUGUUGUAGCUAUUGAAGUAUGUCGUCAUACACGUGGACUUGAUGUAGAUGAUUCCGAUAUUGUAUUAUUAUGUCAGUUUACUCUAUUUGUUCUAUCUUUAAAUGGUGAAUUACGUUAUUCAAAACGUUUAGAUGUGGAAGGAUUAUGUCUAACUUCAUACCCUCUCCCAAGUGUAGAUGCAUGUAACCUUCUUAUUGGUACUAUAAGAGGAUCUGUAAAUGUUUACUCGGAUAUGUCUCUUGAGUGGAGUGCGAAGAUGUCAUCAGGUGCUCCACAAUGCCUUGUUGUUUCAGAAUUAUUUAAGACAAAUGGAUUUAUUGUUUCCCUUAGUACCGAUGGAGUUGUGGCUGUUAAUUAUUUAGGUACAGACCCUGAAGAAAAUCCUAUUCAACCACUAGAGAGUAGAGAGACGGAAUAUGCAGAGAUGGAAAGUGAACUACGUCGUGUUCAACAUGCUAUCAAACAGGCAAGUAACAAUGAAACAGUAUCUGUAAAGAAUGAAGUGCAUGUGGAGACAACCGUACAUGCAUCCUGGGGAUCACCAACAGCUAUUACAGAAGGACAAGAGGGUACAACCGUAUCAACAUUAACACUACGCAAUGAUAGUAAGAAGGAUAUUCUAGGAGAAGUGACUGUAAUUGUAAAAGUAGUGGAACCAAUAAAGGUUAAUGUACAACAAAGCAUUCUUAAAGGUAUUCCAGCUGAAGGGAUGACACAAAUUCCUUUUCGAUUUAAUGCUUUAGAUGUUAAGGAUAUGAUUAUACCUUCUUCCUUAGAUGUAAAUGCUAUGGUAAUGUACACAAACGCUGAAGGUGUAAGUUGUACUACGAACGCCAUUGUACGUCUUCCUUUUUCUCUUGUAGCUCGACCUAGUCCACCUGUGAAAAAUCCUUAUUUUGUUAUGCAACUUAACACAGAUAAGGAAAAACCACCUUCUUUGCUAGAAAUCUUUUCAGAUAUGACGUACUCUUCCCAUAUAUCAGAAAACAUAUUUACAGUUGUUUACACUAACGGUGCUGAUGCCACUAUUUUGGUUUCAAAAAAUGCGAGUCGUUUUCGUUUACAAGCUUCCACUAUGGAAGCUCUUUGGCUUCUUGCUGAUGAACUUCGUAGAAGAUUGUAUGAUUACUAUGGCCCAGAAGUAAAACUUAGUGUUCCUGAUCCUAUUCCUUUAGAGAAUUAUUAUCGCGUUAUCGAAACCCAUAUUGAUGUGAGGAAGGAAAUGACAGAAGCACAAGAAGCUUUAUCGAAAGCUGCCCAAAUGUUUAGAGUAAUACAAAAACGUCUAUUGGAACUAUUUCGAGAGCGUAAUCCUGCACCUGUUGGUACGAUGGAUGUACUUUUAGAAGAGAGUUACAACAAUUUACAAAAAUGUACGGAUACGGUUACUUCUACCAUGUUACGACUUCGACAGGCAUGUGCUAUGUUGUGUUGUUGUUCUAGAUUGGUUGUAUUGAUGCUAGUGAUAAAAUGCCAAGAAACUCUGAAAAAAAAAGAUGAUAUUCGUCUUCUUGAGUCUAUCUUUACUUGUGAGAUUAAUUCUGAUAAUGAUGUUGGUUGGGAAGAAAUUACAGAUACACUUUUGGAACGUCUUUUACAGGGUUCUCUUAAUCGGACUGUUAAAUCAACAUCUAGUGGUAAUGAUCAACUUGCUGUAAACCUUGAUGGAGGACGUUUAAAAAAACGUAUUGGUACUCUUUUUGAGAAAAUUCUUACCGGGUCAUUGGUCACAUUUUCAUAG
Molecule: messenger RNA, 2544 nt
Organism: Trypanosoma theileri
Lineage: Eukaryota; Euglenozoa; Kinetoplastea; Trypanosomatida; Trypanosomatidae
Product: Bardet-Biedl syndrome 9
Exons: 1
Coding region: 1-2544 (847 amino acids)
Biological process (GO): cilium assembly
Cellular component (GO): membrane; BBSome
Source: RefSeq, a predicted model, not a curated record